AUGUAUCUUUAUCAUUUAAAGUUUGAGUUAUACGUCCCUGCGAUAGAUCAAGAAACAUCUUUCAUAGCCGAACACAAAGGAAAAUCGCAAGGAUUUAAACACUCGUACAUACAUUACGUUCCCAAAGACAUUUUUGCUUCUCUUCCUCACACUGCUUCAGAAACUAGACAGAGACGGCCGCAGCAAAAGGAUAAUAAAAACAGAUCAACAACAGUAGGCGACCCUAAAUCUUUGCAAACACUUUCUUUUUCAGAUAGUAGUAAGAAAUCUUUCAUCACCAAGUCAGAAGAUCACUCGCCAGCUGUCCCACCUACACCCGCUUCGGAGGAAGGUUGGGUAACUGUUGGUAAAAGAGCCAGGACUACGGCCAGUUCGUCGACCAGUACAUCAGCUAGUACGUCAUCCAUUAAAUCAGUUACGCGAAAUAAAUCCCACGAUUUUCGAUUUGGCAAACUUGAGAUCGAGUGGUUUGAUCAGGUUGAAGAAGGGAGUACAAUGAGCUCGCAGAAGAAUACUUACGCUAGUGUUUUAAAGAGUAAAAAUGAAGAUACCCAUGAGGCUGAUGCACGGGACAAUAGUCAAUCGUCGCCACAACAAAAUACCCAAUCACAGUCUGUUGAUGAGAAUAAUAGCAUCCACGAUACGGCUGGCACCAUAUUGGCUGUUUUGGCAGUCCCUUCAUAUAUGAGUGCCUCUGACUUCUUGGGAUUCGUUGCGCCUGUGAGAAAUUACGUCAGUCAUUUUAGAAUGAUUAGAGACUCUGCCCCAAACAAGUAUAUGGUAUUGAUGAAGUUUCGUCACCCGCGAGUGGCGAGAGAUUUUUAUGAUCAAUUCAACGGACGGCCAUUUAGUUCUAUGGAGCCUGAAAUCUGUCAUAUAGUCUACGUCCAAUCCAUAGAGUUUCACUCUAGUUCUUUGCCACCAUACGCUUUCCCUCUCCUUUAUGACCCUUUUAAAUCUGACCAAGAUAGCUCUAAGACAAAACCGCCAGACGAGACCUCUGCUGCUUCUUCGCUUUACGAAUUACCAACAUGUCCCGUUUGUCUAGAAAGGAUGGACGCAGGCGUCACGGGAUUAUUGACUAUAUUGUGUCAGCAUACUUUUCAUUGUCAUUGCUUGAGCAAGUGGGGUGAUAGCAGUUGUCCCGUCUGCCGGUAUUCUCAGCAGCGGGAAAUUCUCGAGGAUUCCCUUGAGCAGAAUGAAUGUGGUGUCUGCGGUGCGACAGAAAAUCUAUGGAUAUGUCUUUUAUGUGGAAAUAUUGGGUGUGGGAGAUACCAAGAAAAACAUGCAUAUAGUCAUUACGAGCAGACAUCGCAUUUGUAUGCUUUAGAAUUGGAAACACAGCGAGUAUGGGACUAUGCUGGGGAUGGAUAUGUGCAUCGCCUUAUUCAAAACAAGUCCGAUGGAAAGCUAGUUGAACUACCCAGUCCGAAUGCGCCCUCGCAAGUCCAGACACCACCCACCGAGCAAGCUGGACAGGAUAAAAUCGACGCUAUAGAUCUCGAGUAUUCAUACCUCUUAACUACGCAACUGUCUUCUCAACGGACUUAUUACGAGGAAAAAGUCAACACAAUCACCCUUCAGCUCUCAUCUCUGUCAGCACAAGUCCAAAAUUUAUCUGAUGAAAUGAAAGUACUCAAGAGUGAGAGAGAUAAAGCAACAAGUGACAAAAACGUGCUUGAAAAGGAGAGGAUACCGAGGCUUGAGAAAGAUAAACGGGCUAUUGAGAAAAAGUAUGAGAAAAUAAAAGAAAGGACGGAAAAAGUCGAAAAGGAAUACAAGGAGGAGAAAGAAAUGACGGCUUCAUUAUUAAGAAAACAACAAUAUUUUGAAUCCCAGAUGGAAGAAAAAGAUAAACUGAUCAAAGACCUUGAAGAACAAGUUCGGGAUCUCAUGUGCCAUUUCUCUGCUCAUAAUUCUAUGAGAGAUAAUCCAGAAUUAGCAGGAGGAGAUAUUGCUGUCGGUGAGGCGAAUUCCAGUUCACCAGGGAGGAGAAGAAAGGGCAAGAAGUAA
This is a messenger RNA of Paraglomus brasilianum, 2013 nucleotides long. Lineage: Eukaryota; Fungi; Glomeromycota; Glomeromycetes; Paraglomerales; Paraglomeraceae. The record is from the annotation of a GenBank genome assembly.